UCGUUGCGUGCACACGUUGGUUCUUUUUGCGCGUGCACUUUGGCACUGAUGCGUAUACUUUUUUUUUAAUCAUUUAUCAUACCGUCGACAGUUCUACGAGAUUGCCAUUUCCUUUUAUAUCAAUUUCACUUUUGAUCGUCGCCGUCGUCUUUUGCUUUCGCCGGGUUCAGGAACAUUUCUCGAGGAUACGGUGCCUGUUGUUGAAUUCCGCGCACUAACCUUCUGCGCCCUCGCGAGACGUCGCGGAAGCACGUGAUGGCUUGAUUUGUGCGACACGCAAAUUAACAUAUUGUCAACAACGCCGCUAGAACAGGACCUACGCGUGGGAUAAAUAGGAAAACGCCUGUCGGUGAUCCACUAUAGUGUCUAGUUUUUAUACAGUGUUACAGAGAAAACAAGUCUAAUUAUCCCAAGUGAUACAUUGCAAAGUGCAAACGAUAGACGGCAGGCUGCAGUAGUUAAUGUAACCAAUUUAGCAACACCUACCACCAUGAUGGAUUCCAUCUGUCGGCUGUGUAUGGAGAGCAGCAAUUUGAAUCAUUCCAUGUCUGACGACAAAAUUCGUUCCAUGAUUGAGUACUGCAUACAAUUAAAGAUCGAUGUUGCCAACGAUCUGUUUCCGGUGGAAAUUUGCGACGACUGCUACUACAAAAUCAAGGAUUUUUCGGAAUUCAAAGAAAACUGCCACAGUAUUCAGGACAUGCUACGUCAAGAAAUCGAACAAACUCGGCUCGAAUGUGAUCGAAUGGAUGAUGAGAUUCAAUCGCAGCGAACUGCCCUAGAUGAUCUGGAUCUGUUCGUUGGGGAUAUUAACUAUUCGGAUAUAGAGUAUUUGGAUGAGACGUUGCUGUUUAGUGAUUUGAACGCGGAGGAACUGUUGCGAGACUUGGAGAACAGCGGUGGACGGGAUAGUGAUUUGACUGACUUUUUCGAACCUAGUUCAGUGAGUUCUUCCGAUAGUCAAUACAAAAAGAGGGCUAAACGGUGCUACAAGGAGGAGUACAACGCGGCGCUCAUUACGUGUGAUAUCUGUGGAAAAUUGGUUCACAAGACGUUGCUCCCUGGACAUAUCAAUAUGCACAAUGGAGUAAAACCCUACGCCUGUCCACGAGAGGGGUGUCAUUCGACGUUUCACUGUAAACAUAAAUUGAAGCGGCAUAUCGGAUACAAACAUAAGGACGGCAAUUUUCCCUGUGAUCAGUGCGAAAAAGUGUUCAACUCCAAUCUGGCCCUGUACCAUCACAAGUUUGCAUCCCACCAGCUGCGGAACAAGGCUUGCUCCAAGUGUGAUAAGCGAUUUCGAACCACCCACGGUCUCAAUCGGCACAUGCAGACGCACUCGGAGGAACGCAAAUUUAAGUGCCACUACUGUCCGAUGGCUUUCCUGAAGGAUUCGGUACGGGAAAUCCAUCACCGAACACACACCAAGGAACGACCCUUCGUUUGUACAAAGUGCGGUGCAGACUACAACCACCGGAGGCUUCUCGUGAACCACAUGAAACGGAAGCAUCCCGGAUCGGAAACGGUGCUACAAACGCUGCAGUGCACGUGAAAUUUUAAAACGUUUGAAACACUUACACCAAUCAGAAGCACUUUAGCUGAGAAUCCUACUGUGAAAGUUACCUUAUUUUAGUGUUUUUUUUAGAAAAAAAUGUAUACGAACAAACAGAAAACAAAUGAAACUACUUUUUAAUGACAGGUUUUCUAAAUCAAUUUUAUGGAUUUAUUCUACAUGGACACAAUUACAUUUUACAGUUUUGAAAAGUUUCUACAUGUUAUGCAAACAAUAAACAGACAUUACUAUUCAAGAGAUACAAUAAA
Messenger RNA from Uranotaenia lowii, 1821 nucleotides. RefSeq names its product zinc finger protein 8-like. The record is from RefSeq and is a predicted model, not a curated record. Gene Ontology annotation, molecular function: RNA polymerase II cis-regulatory region sequence-specific DNA binding; zinc ion binding; DNA-binding transcription factor activity, RNA polymerase II-specific. Gene Ontology annotation, cellular component: nucleus. Gene Ontology annotation, biological process: regulation of DNA-templated transcription. The transcript has 5 exons. The coding region runs from base 491 to 1552 and encodes 353 amino acids. Lineage: Eukaryota; Metazoa; Arthropoda; Insecta; Diptera; Culicidae.